AGAGGAGCCUUCUUGUGAGAGGAGAAGCCAGAGAGAGGUCUACCUUCAGCAGGGCUGGUUCCUUUUGAUCACAGGCUAUUGCUACAGUCAUCUUGCAAAGAAGCUGGCGUUUGUCAUUCAAGAUCCAACAGGACAAAGUAGUGCGUAAAUCAGUGAAAAGUCAAAGACAGAAGGCAAAGACAAAGAAGAUCUAGUCAGUUUUUGCUAUCUCCACUGUUCAAGGUAGCCGCAAUGACGCAGCAGGUUAGUAGCUCGCCAUCCCUAAAGCCCUUUUUUCUGAGGACACCUGUCCGGGUGGUCAACCCCCGGCAUCAACGACGACACACACUUCCUGCCAGUGAGUUCAGGAACCUGACCCCACAGGACGCCAUCAGCGUGUUUGAGAUUGAGAGAGAAGCGUUUGUCUCUGUGUCAGGUGAGUGUCCACUCACUCUUGACGAGGUGCUGAACUUCCUCAGCCAGUGUCCGGAGCUGUCCCUGGGCUGGUUCGAGGAGGGCCAGCUGGUGGCUUUCAUCAUUGGCUCGGGAUGGGACAAAGAGAGACUGGCACAGGAGGCGAUGACCCAGCACGUGGCAGAGCCCCACACGGUUCACCUCCACGUGCUGUCAGUACACCGUCACUGUCGACAGCAGGGCAAGGGCACCAUCCUGCUGUGGCGCUACCUGCAGUACCUGCGUUGCGUGCCGGGUCUGCGCCGGGCGCUGCUCGUUUGCGAGGAGUUCCUCGUGCCCUUCUACGGCAAGGCUGGCUUCAAGGAUAAGGGCCCCUCGGCCAUCUCCGUGGGCAACCUCUGCUUCCGGGAGAUGGAGUAUCUGCUGGGGGGGGUGGCCUUUGCGCGACGAAACAGCGGCUGCUAA
Osmerus eperlanus (European smelt) is the source of this 858-nucleotide messenger RNA. It is a transcript of the gene aanat2, whose product is annotated as arylalkylamine N-acetyltransferase 2. NCBI's taxonomy places the organism in Eukaryota, Metazoa, Chordata, Actinopteri, Osmeriformes, Osmeridae. Gene Ontology annotation, molecular function: aralkylamine N-acetyltransferase activity. The record is from RefSeq and is a predicted model, not a curated record. Bases 232 to 858 code for a protein of 208 amino acids. Gene Ontology annotation, cellular component: cytoplasm. The transcript is spliced from 3 exons. Gene Ontology annotation, biological process: circadian rhythm; response to light stimulus.